UGCAGAGAAAGAGAAAGCAAAGUCGAAAGCAGCUAUGGAGGCAGCUGAAGCAGCUCAAAGGAUUGCUGAAUUAGAGUCUAAGAAGAGAGUUAAUGCGGAAAUGAAAGCUCUCAAGGAGUCUGAAGAGAAAACAAAGGCCCUUACCGCUUUAGCAAACUCGGAUGUCAGGUAUAGGAAGUAUUCCAUUGAAGAGAUUGAGAGUGCAACAGAGUUUUUUGCUGAGAAAUACAAGAUUGGAGAAGGUGGUUAUGGACCUGUCUACAAAUGUUAUCUUGAUCACACACCAGUUGCUGUUAAAGUUCUUCGUCCUGAUGCAGCUCAAGGAAGAUCACAAUUUCAACAAGAGGUUGAGGUAUUGAGCUGCAUUAGGCAUCCUAACAUGGUUCUACUUCUUGGGGCUUGUCCGGAAUGCGGAUGUUUAGUAUAUGAGUUCAUGGCAAACGGGAGCUUAGAAGACCGUCUUUUCAGAUUAGGAAACAGCCCACCUCUUUCAUGGCAGAUGAGGUAUAUAAUUGCUGCAGAGAUAGGCACUGGACUGUUGUUCUUGCACCAGGCUAAACCAGAACCUCUAGUUCACCGUGAUCUCAAACCAGGAAACAUCUUACUAGACCGUAACUUUGUCUGUAAGAUAUCUGAUGUUGGUUUAGCUAGGUUAGUCCCUCCAUCAGUUGCAGACACGGUAACGCAAUACCGCAUGACUUCAACUGCUGGCACAUUCUGUUACAUCGACCCGGAGUACCAACAAACAGGAAUGUUGGGUGUAAAAUCUGAUAUUUACUCGCUCGGCAUUAUGUUUUUACAGUUGAUAACAGCAAAACCACCUAUGGGUCUAACUCAUUAUGUUGAGAGAGCACUAGAGAAAGGAACGUUGGCUGAUUUACUCGAUCCAGCUGUCCCUGAUUGGCCAAUGGAAGACACUGCAAAGUUUGCUAAGUUAGCUCUUAAAUGUUCUGAGCUAAGGAGAAAAGACAGACCUGAUCUUGCUAAAGUUAUAUUGCCUGAGCUAAACAGAUUAAGAACACUUGCUGAUGAAUCAACACAUUCUGUACUAGUCAGCCAUAGCUCCGGACCAUCUCCAACUGGUAGCCAAAGUUCUUUGAAAUUGGAACAUGUGAGUGGUGCUUCUAUCUCUGUGCCUCAGUAAGUUUUCAAAUUGAUCUACACACAAGGAGAGGCAAUUAUAGGAUUCAUAUAUGAAUUAUGUAGACAACAACCUUGAAUCCUUAACUUGCAUGCUUGUAGUAUAAGAAGAUGCAAAAUAGUGUCUUUUUCUUGUGAAUAGAGUAUUAAGAUUGUACAAAUCUCUUGCUUGUAAUGUAAUUUAAUAACUAGUUCAGUA
Molecule: messenger RNA, 1339 nt
Organism: Camelina sativa (false flax)
Lineage: Eukaryota; Viridiplantae; Streptophyta; Magnoliopsida; Brassicales; Brassicaceae
Source: RefSeq, a predicted model, not a curated record